AUGUCGUUCAUCAGACAAAAUCACUCUGGCUCGAUUCGACCACUACUCUACUUUCGACCAACAAGUUUGUACCACUCGGCCAAAAGUAUUCACGAUUAUUCAAGAGCGGCUCUUUUGUCCAAUCAUCCUGAGCUCGUCGACGACGCGACCAGAAAACGUAUCUUGGAGCAAUACACCAAUCAAUGUGCGAGCCUGGGCGUGAAGCAGGUUACCGAGCUCCGAAAGAUUCGCCUCCCACGAAUCCAUCUCGAGCAAUUCGUCCGUCUAAGAUACGAUACUAUAGCGGUUAGCUUCUUGGAGAACGGACAUUCGGGAAAGCUGGCCAGACAGUACAAAGAAUGCGAGCAAUGGUUGGAGAACAACGAGGCCAAGGUCGAGGAACUAUACGAAGUCGCGAGGAAUGCUAUGCUGAGCCAGUUUCCCAAGCUUGCAAUAGCAGCUAUGAGAGAAAAUAUUCUGAAGCAGUACAACAUGGAGUAUGAGAGGGUCCUCGUUCCAAAAAACCAACAAGAUACAGCCGAGCAACCAAGAGAAUUCGUAGCAGGCACUACGCACGAAGAGAAGCAUCGCUUUUGUGAAUUAGCGUUGCAGUAUGUCGUAAUACAUCUGAUCGACACUCCCAUCACUUCAAAAGACGCGCUCGAAAACUGGAAGGCAGACUUCCGACGCUGUCAAGAUAGCCUCGCUCAGGCUACAGAUUUCACGAUUGAAGAGGAAAGAGCAGAAGCCUUGGCAACUUACCCCGAUAUCAAGGAUCCCGAUGUCUGUCGUAGAGUCAUAGAUGAAUGUAAUGUCCGUGCCAUGGAGUUGAGAGAAGCGGAGGAGCAGGGAGUUAGAAUACCCUCGGAUCAGAUCCCACCAAAAGAGGUCGAGAGAUUCUUACUCCUGAGACUCGAAUCACUCGCUAUAGAAGCUCUGUCACCUGGUAGUGAAUCGGUGGAGCGCAGGAAGAAGCGAUAUCAAGUGCGCAAGGAAUGCCUGGCCAAUCUAGAUAUCGUCCGGGCCCAGAAGAAACGCGGCAGCAGAUGGAUAAUCAUUCCGAAUCCACUAACGGUCCUGGAGUGGAUUGGAAUCGGAUUAUGA
Messenger RNA from Aureobasidium uvarum, 1083 nucleotides. The record is from the annotation of a GenBank genome assembly. NCBI's taxonomy places the organism in Eukaryota, Fungi, Ascomycota, Dothideomycetes, Dothideales, Saccotheciaceae.